Oldenlandia corymbosa var. corymbosa is the source of this 1178-nucleotide messenger RNA. The record is from the annotation of a GenBank genome assembly. NCBI's taxonomy places the organism in Eukaryota, Viridiplantae, Streptophyta, Magnoliopsida, Gentianales, Rubiaceae.
AUGAGCUUAUGUAGCGCUUCCAGAUUAAGCCACUUGGACAAGACACCCAUCAAAUCCAUUAAGAGUGGACGCGGAGACUUAAUAGACUGUGUGGAUAUCAAUCAUCAACCGGCAUUUGAUCAUCCAUUGCUCAAAGAUCACGAGAUACAGGUCAACAUAGAAAGCGCAGAUGAAGCAAAGAAAUAUAACUCAUUAAUACAGUCAUGGCAAUUAGACGGGCAAUGCCCUGAUGGAACCAUUGCAAUGAGAAGAAUAACAAAGGAAGAACCGGCUCCUGCUAACUCAAUCAACAUCAAUUUCUUCAGCAGUUUUCGAGGUAAAUCAACUGCUGGUAUCGACAAGGGUUUUCCACAGGUAUGCAUAGAAAAAGAUGGGUACUAUGGAGGAAAGGCAAUCAUGAAUUUAUGGGAACCCCACGUUCGGCCAAAUGAAUUCAGUGCAUCCUAUAUGGCGCUUGCAGGAGAUUUUUCUGCUCCAGAACUAAACGUUAUUGCAGCCGGUUGGCAUGUGGUCCCGAAAAAGUACGGGGGUAAUAGAACAAGAUUUUUCGCCGGCUGGCGGGGAGCCAAUUCUACGGGAUGCUUGAACUUGGAAUGUGCAGGAUUUGUGCAAAUCAGCAACGAAAUUGCACUAGGAGCAACUUUUCCCGAACUCUCUAGCAUUGAUGGUUCUCAAUUUGAGUUUUCUGUGAUGAUCUCUAAGGGUGAACAAGGCUGGAUGUUACAAUUUAAUGACACCAUACUGGGUUAUUGGCCAUACUCAUUAUUUACAACCCUAGGUCCGAUUGCACCUGCAUCAACGGUUCAAUGGGGAGGAGCAGUAUUGAAUUCACAAAUUGACGGAAGACAAAGUACAACAACUGAAAUGGGCAGUGGCCAUUUUGCUGAAGAAGGGUUUGGGAGAGCAAGUUACAUGAGACAACUUCAAGUCAUGGAUGAGACCUCCAAAUUAAGGGGACUUGAAUCACCAACCAUCGCAGUUUCCCGACCAAGUUGCUACAAUAUGAAAUAUGGAAACAGCGUGCUUUGGGGUGAUGUCAUUUUCUUUGGGGGUCCCGGAAGAAAUCCUAAUUGUCCAUGACCGAAUUCAUGGAAAAAUGUUUAACACAUUAUCUUGUCACAUAUCUUCAGGGGUCAAAACAACCUUCUUUUUUUUUUUUUUUCUCCCUUCAAUAAUUU